Molecule: messenger RNA, 1609 nt
Organism: Cuscuta campestris
Lineage: Eukaryota; Viridiplantae; Streptophyta; Magnoliopsida; Solanales; Convolvulaceae
Source: the annotation of a GenBank genome assembly
CUUCCCCCCAUAAUACCGAGUAUUACCUACCAUUUUCAAUUCAUUGAUUAAGCAUUUCAGCUGCAACUUCCCAUCCCAUCCCCAUUGAAUCUUCAUCUUCCAGCCUUUAUUUGGGGAACAAAAGAAAAUGGCGCAAACCACCGCGAACCACACCCAGACCGUCACCGGUUGGGCGGCGCAGGAGGCUUCCGGCAAAACCACACCGUUCACCUUCAGACGGAGAGAGAAUGGGCCAAAGGAUGUGACUAUAGAGAUAUUGUUCUGUGGAAUGUGCCACACUGAUCUCCACCACAUCAACAAUGAUUGGGGCAUCACUAUGUACCCUGUUGUCCCUGGGCAUGAAAUAACAGGGAUCAUAACUAAAGUGGGAAGUGAAGUGAGGGAUUUCAAGAUUGGAGACAGAGUAGGGGUAGGGUGCUUGGCUGCAACCUGUUUGGAGUGUGAGUUUUGCAAAGGGUCCCAAGAGAACUAUUGUGACCAAGUCCAGUUCACAUACAAUGGCAUCUUCUGGGAUGGCUCCAUUACCUAUGGUGGUUACUCCAACAUGCUUGUUGCUGAUCAUAGGUACGUGGUGCGCAUCCCGGAGAAUCUGGCAAUGGACAGAGCGGCCCCACUGCUAUGCGCCGGGAUAACAGUGUUCUGUCCCAUGAAGGACAACAACCUGUUGGAGACAAAGGGGAAGAGAAUUGGGAUAAUAGGGCUUGGUGGGCUUGGCCAUGUGGCUAUCAAGUUUGGGAAAGCUCUUGGUCACCAUGUCACUGUCAUCAGCACCUCUCCCUCCAAAGAAAAGGAAGCUAAAGACCACUUGGGUGCAGAUGACUUCAUUCUUAGCACCAACCCUAAACAGAUGCAGUCAAGCAAAAGGACUUUGGACUUCAUUUUGGACACAGUGGCAGCAAACCACUCAUUGGGAGCUUACCUAGAGCUGCUUAAAGUGAAUGGAACACUUGUGGUGGUGGGUGCACCAGAAAAGCCAAUGGAUUUGCCUUCUUUCCCAUUGAUUUUUGGGAAGAGAACAGUAAAGGGUAGCAUGAUCGGGAGUAUGAAGGAGACACAAGAGAUGAUUGACUUCUGCGGGGAGCAUAACAUACUGUGCGAUAUAGAAAUGGUGAGAACAGAUGAAAUAAAUGAAGCCUUGGAGAGGCUUGCAGGGAAUGAUGUCAAGUACCGCUUUGUCAUCGACAUUGCAGGGAAAACACCAAAGCUCUAGGCUUUUUAUCAUUCUUUUAAAAUGCCUUUUUUUCUUCCUUUUCUUGAAGUCCAGUGUAUCUGAAAGCACCAAUUCUAAUUAUUGUUUUACCUAUUUGAGAAAACUUUCACCAUACCUGUAAUCCAGGAUUCCUUAAUUUCUCUAGAAAAAAAGAGUGUCGAGUCCGUCUUUAAUACUGUAAUAAGAUAGUUUAGUCUCCAUAUUUCAAAAUGGCACACUACACAUCUUCUCCAUCUUACUUUCUAUGAAGCAAUUGAAGUACUAUGUACUAAGUGGUUCUUGGGGGAGCGGUUUAUCCAUAUGUAUCUUAGACUUGCUACCUUAGUUUAUUGUAGUUAAGUGUGUGGGGAUUGAUCUAUUUGUAUAUAUGUUGAACUUGCUACAUUAGUUUGUUGUACU